ACGGUAGUAUAAUGAGUAAUUAGUGUUGUGGUAGUCAAGUUACAGGUCGUUACGUUUAAUGUCGCAAUGUCACAUGUACCUAAAUUUAAAAUAAACUAACACGUUAUCUUGUUAUAUAAAUAGUAAAAGUCAAAAUUAAUUUCUUCAAAAGAAAACAUGAAGACACAUCAGUCAAAAGCAAUACAACGGAUAAGGGCUGAUAGUUUUAGUACUAUCAAUGAAAAGGCAGUUGAUGAUAUUUCUUUACAGUUCUUCUAUAAUCCACAUACAAUUACCCUUCUACUAAUAUCAAUUGCGGCACUAAUUUAUUUUGCUUUUGUUAGGGACACUGAUAAUCUCGAAAAUAAUAUUUGGGCUGGAGUACUAUGUUGCUGUUUCUUCUUUCUGAUUAUAUCAGUAUUGGCGUUCCCCAACGGACCGUUCACUCGUCCCCAUCCAGCAAUAUGGAGGAUGGUAUUCGGUAUGAGCGUUCUGUACUUGAUGGUCUGCCUAUUUAUUCUCUUCCAGAACUAUAACACCAUUAGGAGUAUUCUGUUGUGGCUGGACCCGUCUUUAACAGAAUUUCAUAUUGACAUGGAUAAAGAAUAUGGAGUUAAUUGCUCAGAUAUAACCAAGGAGAGGAUUUGGGGACACAUGGAUAUAUUUGCUUUGGGCCAUUACUUGGGUUGGAUGUUCAAAGCCAUUUUAAUACGUCACAAUGGUAUUUUAUGGGCUAUAAGUUGUAUGUGGGAGAUAACGGAGUUAGCCUUUGCCCAUCUACUUCCAAAUUUCAUAGAAUGCUGGUGGGAUGCACUUAUUUUGGAUGUUUUACUGUGUAAUGGUUUCGGGAUUUGGUGUGGAUUGAAGAUAUGCAAGAUCUUGGAAAUGCGGGAGUACAAGUGGGUAGGAAUUAAAGACAUUCAUAGUACUACUGGAAAAAUUAAGCGUGCCAUGCUUCAGUUUACGCCUGAGAGUUGGACGUCGGUAAGGUGGUUGGAUCCAAAGUGUUCAUAUAUGCGAAUUUUUGCAUUGUGCCAGUUGGUACUCUUCUGGCAAACUUCAGAACUUAACACGUUUUUCCUAAAACACGUGUUUGAACUUCCCUCCUCACAUUAUUUAGUAACGGGAAGAUUAAUUCUCAUUGGUGUAAUUGUAGCGCCAUCUGUUAGGCAAUAUUAUAGCUAUACUACGGAUACUAGUUGUAAGAGAGUAGGUACUCAAUGUUGGGUAUAUGGUUGUAUAAUGGUAGCUGAAGCUUUAAUAUGUAUCAAACACGGUAGAGAAUUAUUCGAACAAACCCAAAUGAUUAAUAUGGUUCUUUGGUUACUAGUUAUGGUUAUAUUAUCAGUAGCCUUUGUGCUCGGCUGUGUCGUUUACUACAAGUAUUACCCCGAUUCCUUAGAAGUUAGUCCUUCAAAAUCGAAAACGAAGAUUAAAUUCCAAAAUGGAGAAAGGCAAGAUGUUAAAGAUGAUUAG
Diabrotica balteata is the source of this 1455-nucleotide messenger RNA. The record is from the annotation of a GenBank genome assembly. Lineage: Eukaryota; Metazoa; Arthropoda; Insecta; Coleoptera; Chrysomelidae.